AUGUUGAAUCAGAAAUUCCAGCUGAAGGAUUUGGGUGCUUUGAGAUUUUUUCUUGGUUUGGAAGUAGCUAGGACAGACAAAGGCAUUUCCCUAUGUCAAAGGAAGUAUGCUCUUGAGAUUUUGGAGGAUGCAGGGCUUCUUGGGUGCAAACCUGUAAAAGUUCCUAUGGAUCAAAGUUUGAGACUCAGCAAACAUGAUGGUUUAUUGCUUGAUGAUCCGGGGCAAUACAGAAGACUGGUGGGAAGGUUGCUGUACCUAAGCAUCACUAGACCUGACCUCACCUUUGCAGUCCACAAAUUAAGCCAAUUUAUGGCUAAACCAAGAAAACCACACCUUGAGGCAGCACUUAAGGUUUUGCAAUACUUGAAGAAUGAACCGGGUAAAGGCAUUUUCUUCUCAGCAAAUUCAGAGUUGCAUGUAAAAGGUUUUACAGAUUCUGACUGGGCUUCAUGUCCAGAUACCAGAAGAUCUGUUACUGGAUAUUGUAUAUUCAUUGGAGACUCAUUAGUUUCCUGGAAAUCAAAGAAACAAUCCACUGUUUCCAGAUCAUCAGCAGAGGCAGAAUAUUGGGCUAUGGCUGUUUCAACUUGUGAGAUAGUCUGGAUCCUUUAUUUGCUAAAGGAUCUUCAGGUUCAUCACAGCAGAGAAUCCUUGUUGUUCUGUGACAGUCAGGCAGCACUCCACAUAGGUUCCAAUCCUGUUUUCCAUGAACGAACGAAACACAUAGAAAUUGACUACCAUGUUGUAAGGAAUAAGGUGUUGGAGAGAGUUAUCAAACUUAUCCAUGUUAGAACUCAAUCCCAAUUAGCAGAUUUGCUCACUAAGGCUUUGAGCCAUAAACAGUUUUCAGAGCUUUUAUCCAAGAUGGGACUCAUCAACAUUUAUCAACCUACAGUCCAUCUUGAGGGGGAGUAUCAAGAUCAAGAACAAAGCAAGCAAUUGGAGCAGAAGAAACACGGAUCAACCUGUAUAGCAGAAGUUCAAGAAGUCAUAUCUGAAGCUCUUGUCGUUUAG
Molecule: messenger RNA, 1014 nt
Organism: Quercus lobata
Lineage: Eukaryota; Viridiplantae; Streptophyta; Magnoliopsida; Fagales; Fagaceae
Exons: 1
Coding region: 1-1014 (337 amino acids)
Source: RefSeq, a predicted model, not a curated record